Messenger RNA from Gracilinanus agilis (Agile Gracile Mouse Opossum), 3477 nucleotides. It is a transcript of the gene DAAM1, whose product is annotated as dishevelled associated activator of morphogenesis 1. The transcript has 26 exons. NCBI's taxonomy places the organism in Eukaryota, Metazoa, Chordata, Mammalia, Didelphimorphia, Didelphidae. Gene Ontology annotation, biological process: actin cytoskeleton organization. Bases 136 to 3375 code for a protein of 1079 amino acids. Gene Ontology annotation, molecular function: actin binding; small GTPase binding. The record is from RefSeq and is a predicted model, not a curated record. Gene Ontology annotation, cellular component: stress fiber.
UCACCUGCGAGCUUGUAACAUACUAGCCACUACGGGGGAAACUCUUUAAACGGAUCCCAUUGUAUUCAGAGCUGCCUUUCGCAGCGUUCCGAGGCUACCCAGAACUUAGCCACAGAAGUAUAGAGUAUUUUCACCAUGACCCCAAGGAAAAGAAGUGGACGGAUUUCAUUCGUCUUUUGCUGUUUUCAAAGUAAUGAUCCCCCAGAGAUCACAUAUCGACUACGCAAUGACAGCAAUUUUGCGCUUCAGACGAUGGAACCUGCAUUUCCCAUGCCCCCAGUAGAAGAACUGGAUGUUAUGUUCAGUGAACUUGUGGAUGAACUUGAUCUCACAGACAAACACAGAGAAGCCAUGUUUGCACUUCCAGCAGAAAAGAAAUGGCAAAUAUAUUGCAGCAAGAAAAAGGAUCAGGAGGAAAACAAGGGAGCUACAAGCUGGCCUGAGUUCUAUAUUGAUCAGCUAAACUCUAUGGCUGCUAGAAAAUCCCUACUAGUUUUAGAAAAAGAAGAGGAAGAAGAAAGAAGUAAAACAAUAGAAAGUUUGAAGACUGCAUUGAGGACAAAACCAAUGAGGUUUGUAACCAGAUUUAUUGAUUUAGAUGGCUUGUCAUGUAUUCUGAACUUUCUAAAAACCAUGGACUAUGAGACAUCAGAGUCUCAAAUACAUACCUCACUCAUUGGAUGUAUAAAAGCACUAAUGAAUAACUCUCAAGGCCGGGCUCAUGUUAUGGCCCAUUCAGAGAGUAUUAAUGUAAUUGCUCAGAGUCUGAGCACUGAGAAUAUUAAGACAAAGGUGGCAGUGCUGGAAAUCAUGGGCGCUGUGUGCCUGGUUCCUGGAGGUCACAAAAAAGUUCUGCAGGCCAUGCUGCAUUACCAGAAGUAUGCCAGUGAAAGAACUCGUUUUCAGACGCUAAUUAAUGACUUGGAUAAAAGCACAGGCCGGUAUCGGGAUGAAGUGAACCUCAAGACAGCCAUCAUGUCCUUCAUUAAUGCUGUACUAAGCCAAGGAGCCGGAGUGGAAAGUUUGGACUUUAGACUUCAUCUUCGAUAUGAAUUUUUGAUGUUAGGAAUUCAGCCUGUAAUAGAUAAAUUAAGAGAACAUGAAAACUUGACAUUAGACAGGCAUUUAGACUUUUUUGAAAUGCUCAGAAAUGAAGAUGAGCUGGAAUUUGCCAAAAGAUUUGAAUUGGUUCACAUAGACACAAAAAGUGCAACACAAAUGUUUGAACUAACAAGGAAGAGAUUGACCCAUAGUGAAGCUUACCCUCACUUCAUGUCUAUCCUGUACCACUGUCUCCAAAUGCCUUAUAAGAGAAGUGGAAACACAGUUCAGUACUGGCUGCUACUAGAUAGAAUUGUACAACAGAUUGUUAUACAGAAUGACAAAGGGCAGGACCCCAAUUCCACUCCUCUAGAAAACUUUAAUGUUAAAAAUGUUGUACGAAUGUUGGUUAAUGAAAAUGAAGUUAAGCAAUGGAAAGAACAAGCAGAAAGGAUGAGAAAAGAACAUAGUGAUCUGCAGCAGAAAUUGGAAAAGAAAGAAAGAGAGUGUGAUGCCAAGACUCAAGAGAAAGAAGAGAUGAUGCAGACCUUAAAUAAAAUGAAAGAAAAGCUUGAAAAAGAGUCCUCUGAACAUAAGCAAGUCAAGCAACAGGUGGCUGACCUCACAGCACAGCUCCAGGAACUCAGCAGGAGGGCCGUUUGUGCAUCAGUUCCAGGUGGCCCUUCACCUGGAGCUCCAGGCAGUCCCUUUCCUCCCCCUACCCCAGGAUCUAUUCUAGCUCCACCACCACCCCCUCCUCUGCCAGGUGGACUUCAUCUUCCACCCCCACCACCACCUCCUCUUCCUCCAGGUGGUCCCCCUCCCCCACCAGGACCUCCUCCUUUAGGAGGAAUAAUGCCUCCUCCAGGAGCUCCCCUUGGGCUGGCCCUCAAGAAGAAAAACAUUCCCCAGCCCACAAAUGCCCUGAAAUCCUUCAACUGGUCAAAGCUCCCUGAGAACAAACUGGAAGGAACCAUAUGGAACGAAAUUGAUGAUUUGAGAGUAUUUAAAAACCUUGAUCUUGAAGACCUAGAAAGGACUUUCUCAGCUUACCAGAGACAGCAGGAUUUCUUUAUCAACAGUAACUCCAAACAGAAAGAAACAGAUGCCAUUGAUGAUACACUGAGUUCCAGACACAAAGUGAAAGAACUUUCAGUGAUUGAUGGUCGGAGGGCCCAGAACUGCAACAUUCUGCUCUCAAGGCUGAAAUUAUCCAACGAUGAAAUCAAACGGGCAAUUUUAACGAUGGAUGAACAGGAGGACCUACCAAAGGACAUGCUAGAACAACUCCUGAAAUUUGUUCCUGAAAAAAGUGAUAUUGACCUACUGGAGGAGCACAAGCAUGAACUAGAUCGGAUGGCCAAAGCUGAUAGGUUCCUUUUUGAGAUGAGCCGAAUAAAUCAUUAUCAACAAAGGUUACAGUCCUUAUACUUCAAAAAGAAGUUUGCAGAGCGUGUGGCUGAAGUUAAACCUAAAGUUGAAGCGAUUCGAAUUGGUUCAGAGGAGGUGCUGAAAAGCACUGCCUUGCGGCAAUUGUUAGAAGUAGUCCUGGCAUUUGGAAAUUACAUGAAUAAAGGCCAGAGAGGCAAUGCAUAUGGAUUCAAGCUUUCCAGCCUCAAUAAGAUCGCUGAUACAAAAUCUAGCAUCGACAAGAACAUUACCCUAUUGCACUAUCUCAUAACUAUUGUGGAAAAGAAAUAUCCCAAGGUACUCAAUCUGAAUGAGGAAUUACGUGAUAUUCCACAAGCAGCAAAAGUGAACCUGACUGAGCUGGACAAAGAAAUAAACACCUUGAGGAGUGGUUUGAAAGCUGUGGAGGCCGAAUUGGAGUACCAGAAAUCUCAGCUGUCUCAGCCUGGAGACAAGUUCGUCUCUGUUGUUAGCCAGUUUAUCGCUGUAGCCAGCUUCAGUUUUUCUGAUGUUGAAGACCUUCUAACUGAAGCUAAAGAACUGUUUACGAAGGCAGUGAAGCACUUUGGGGAAGAAACAGGCAAAAUACAGCCAGAUGAGUUCUUUGGAAUCUUUGACCAGUUUCUUCAAGCUGUCUCAGAAGCAAAACAAGAGAAUGAAAAUAUGAGGAAAAGGAAGGAAGAAGAAGAGCGCCGAGCUCGUAUGGAAGCACAACUCAAAGAACAGCGUGAAAAAGAACGCAAGGCAAGAAAGACAAAAGAGAACUGUGAAGAAGGAGGAGAGUUUGAUGACCUUGUUUCAGCUCUCCGCUCAGGCGAAGUUUUUGACAAAGACCUUUCUAAAUUGAAACGGAAUCGCAAACGCAUUACCAACCAGGUGACGGACAGCAGUCGGGAGAGACCAGUCACAAAGCUCAAUUUCUAAUUUUCCUUUUACAUUUUUUGGAAAGCUCAUUAGCAGUCUUUUGAAGUGGCUAGAACUUUUCAUUACACUGCCUUGUAAUCCAAUGGUGGCUGUCCUUUUUUU